AUGGACUAUAGCGCCUCUAUACACGAGACCGAGGACCCGGCGGCUUCUCCAUGGGGCAAUACUCCAGGCUCCUCUCCUCAGCAUGAUCGCACGACCUUUGGGAGCAUCACGGGCGAUGCUCAUGUUCCCGCGUUCCCGUACACCCCGCAAUCGUCCAACGGCCUGGGGCAUGGCGGAGAGGACUCUUUCCCAGUGUCUGGUGUAGCCACGCCUGCACCAGCCGAGCAAGACGAGGCCGCAUUGGCUGCGCAUCCCGAAUCCGGAGAAAUUCCUCAGUCUGCUGGAUUUGAGGGACCUCCCCAACCAGGUGCUGCGACAGGCGCUCAGCCGGAAGAGCCUCGAAAGCCCCCGCAGCCCCAGUUCCGGCUGCAGGCGAAGAUUACAGGAUUGGAGCGGACAGGAAAGAAGGAUCCCAUCCUGAGAUUCGACGUACAUACAAACCUGCCCCGAUUCCGCACCACCCAGUACCGAGAUGUCCGACGAUUGCAUUCCGAAUUCGUCAAGCUUGGCGAGCACCUAAUAUCUGCUAAUCCCGAGGCGCUGGUGCCCGCGGUUCCUCCUGCCAUCACAUCAGCUGGUGCCGGCACAGAGGAGGACGAAUCCCGAGUCAAGGCUUUGAUGCAAAGAUGGUUCAACUACGUGUGCGGGAACGAGGUAUUAAUGAGAGACGACGAGAUGGUGCUUUUCGUUGAGAGCGAUUUUGGCUACAGCCCGUUGGUGAAGAGGAAGCAGCCCGCAACUGGUGUUCGCAGGAAAAUCUUGAAGCAGUUUGCUCCGCCUCCCGAUGAUACCCCUGAGCUCGCAGAGGCUCGUCCCAUCGUUAAACUGUUUUAUCUUGGCACGAUGGAUGCAGGCCACAAGGUUGACAAGCUCGUCAAGGCUAGAAGAGGUCUUGGUCUUGCCGAGUCUGAUUAUGGUGUGAAACUUGGCGCCAUGCACGUCCAGGAACCGCAUCCAGGCCUGGCAAACGCCUACAAGAAGCUUGGCCGAGUCAUUCAGACUGUCGGCGACUACCACGCCGCCCAAGCCACAGCCGAGGCAGCUACCAUUGGAGACCCAUUCCAGUAUCAUUCUCAGGACGCCUUCAUCGUCAAGGAGACCCUCACCAACCGACAGAUCCUCAUCCGCGAAUUCCUACAAGCUCAGGAAGUCACGCGGAGCAAGCUAAAUGCCGCUGAUCGCCUCAAAGCCAGCUCCAGCGUCAGACGCGAAAAGGUCGACGAGGCAAUCUCAGCACUUGACGAGGCCCGAACAAACGAAACCCACCUCUUCAACAAGACAAGCCGAGUCACCCAGACCCUCGUCCAGGAGCGCCGCAGAUGGUUUGACAGGACAGCCAGCGACCUACGCAUGGAAAUCCGCGAACUCGUCCUCCGAGAAAUUGAAGCCGAGCGUCGAACCCUGGCCCUCCUCGAAAGCGUCCGAGCAGACGUCCGGUCCAUCGACGCCUCCGGUGGCCUCAGCCGCCUGGGUCGCGAGUCCCACCCCACCGUGCGACGAACCAGCCUCGCUGCCAGCCAGGGUCCUAAGGGCGAUGCUUGGAGCGGCGUUCCUCGUCGAUCGGACGCCACGAGCCGCACCACUUCCGGCGUCGGCAAGCUGGCCGAAGAGGCUGAAGGAGAAGACAGCCAGGAGUCUGGUUCAGGCAAGCUUGGCCCCGGCCUCGGCAAUCUGGCUGGUUUGGAAGAAGAUGACGAGGACCGAAUUGACGCGCGGAAUGCGGCGAGUCGGCUGGCAACGAGCACUUUUUAG
Molecule: messenger RNA, 1752 nt
Organism: Trichoderma gamsii
Lineage: Eukaryota; Fungi; Ascomycota; Sordariomycetes; Hypocreales; Hypocreaceae
Exons: 3
Coding region: 1-1752 (583 amino acids)
Biological process (GO): intracellular protein transport; retrograde transport, endosome to Golgi
Cellular component (GO): retromer, tubulation complex; endosome; retromer complex
Molecular function (GO): phosphatidylinositol-3-phosphate binding
Source: RefSeq, a predicted model, not a curated record